Messenger RNA from Bactrocera dorsalis (oriental fruit fly), 1034 nucleotides. RefSeq names its product ubiquinone biosynthesis O-methyltransferase, mitochondrial (gene Coq3). Gene Ontology annotation, molecular function: 2-methoxy-6-polyprenyl-1,4-benzoquinol methyltransferase activity. Gene Ontology annotation, biological process: ubiquinone biosynthetic process. The transcript is spliced from 5 exons. Lineage: Eukaryota; Metazoa; Arthropoda; Insecta; Diptera; Tephritidae. Bases 131 to 1015 code for a protein of 294 amino acids. The record is from RefSeq and is a predicted model, not a curated record.
UGUCAUUUCCAUAUGAUCUCUAUUUAUUUAUUUAAAAAUUAUUUAAGUGUAUUGAAUGUAAAAACUUAAUUUAGUUGUUUUGAAGUAAAAUAUUUGAGUUAAUUUUAACUAAGUCGUGAAAGAAGCCAAAAUGUUAUCGCCUUUAAUAAAAAUUCAAAGGCAUCUUUUGGUUGGUACUCCCCAUCUCCGAUAUGCACAAAUAUCUGCCAAUAAGAUUAACAAUUCUGCACUUAAUGGCCAAACACAGCGAACGCACACACAUACCGCUAGCACACAAAAAGAAAUUGAUCAUCAUGCCAAAUUAUCAGCAAACUGGUGGGAUUUAAAUGGACCGAUGCAAAGUUUGCAUAAGCUAAACGAACUGAGAGUGCCUUUUAUACGAGAUGGUAUCACAUCGCGUGGUAACGUAGAUCCAAGAUUAAUAAAUACAACAAAAGUCUUACAGGAUCAGACUAUAUUAGAAGUAGGUUGUGGUGGCGGUAUAUUAACUGAAGCAUUAGCACGCCUUAAUGCAAAUAUAACGGGUGUUGACUUGGGAGAAGACGUAAUAAGAACUGCAAGAGAACAUUUGGAGAUACAUAGUCCAGAUUUGAAGAAUAAUGUAACUUAUAAAAUUGAACCCAUUGAGGUGCAUGCGAAAACGAAGUUAAACCAUUACGAUGCUGUUGUGUGCUCAGAAGUGUUGGAACACAUUGACGAUAAAGCAGGGUUCUUAACACAUUGUGUUCACACCUUGAAGCCAGGAGGAUCAAUAUUUAUUACUACCAUGAACAAAACUAUUCCACUAUGGAUAGGAGGAAUUUUGUUGGCUGAAAAUGUAUUUGGUAUCGCACCGAAAAAUACUCAUCACUGGGACAAAUUAGCAUCACCGUUAGAUGUGCAACGUAUCCUAUCUGCAUUGGGUUGUCAAACUGUAUUGACAAAUGGCUUCACAUACAACGUUUGUCGUAGACGCUGGAAGUGGAUUAAUACUAACGUAAUGUGCUAUGCACUACAAGCUAUUAAGAUAGACUAAAUUAGUGGUAAUUUUGUAU